AUGGCACCUGCUCCGAUCGCAUCUUCGAGCGACGAUAUCGCGACUGUUCUCCAACUAGUUACGCCCCCUCAGAUUGCCCCGCACCGCUCCCACGACCCCUCCAACAAUCAAAAGCGGAGUGAUCCCUUCCAGUUCGGCUCCCGCUACCUGGAAGAAGGAGACGAUGUCUUCGAGUUCAACGCCUGGGACCAUGUAGAGCCCGACGACGAGUUUAAAGCCUUUGCAGAAGUCCAAUAUUCUAAGCAGCGCGAAACCCCGGUUUCCGAUUUCGACAGAAACCGUUUCAAUGCCGAUCCUGCCAAAUGGUGGAACCUUUUCUACAAGAACAACACAUCCAACUUUUUCAAGAACCGAAAGUGGCUCCGCCAGGAGUUCCCUGUCCUUGCGGAUGUGACUCAGCCUACUGCAGGAAAGAAGGUGGUGCUGGAGGUCGGUGCAGGUGCCGGAAAUACCGCCUUCCCAUUGCUGGAGAACAAUGAGAACGAGGAGCUCAUGGUUCAUGCUUGUGAUUUCUCCAAGACCGCUGUCAAAGUCAUGCGCGAAAGCCCACACUACAACCCCAAGCAUAUCACAGCUGACGUGUGGGAUGUCACGGCGGAGCCGGAUGAGAACAGCAAUGGACUUCCCCCGGGCCUUACUGAGGAGUCGGUCGAUGUCGUCGUUCUCAUCUUUAUCUUCUCUGCCUUGGCUCCGGAGCAGUGGAACCAGGCUCUUCGCAAUGUGUACCGCGUCUUGAAACCCGGCGGACAUGUCUUGUUCCGCGAUUACGGAAGGGGCGACCUGGCACAGGUUCGAUUCAAGAAGAAUCGGUACAUGGGCGAGAACUUCUACGUUCGUGGUGAUGGAACACGGGUGUACUUUUUUGAUCGAGAGGAAACCGAGGUCGAGGAGGAACAGAACCCUACCGACACCAAGGGUGUCUUUGACAUCGAGAAGCUAGGUGUCGAUUACCGGUUGAUCGUUAACCGCCAGCGCAAGUUGAAGAUGUACCGCUGCUGGAUUCAAGGCCAUUUCCUCAAGCGUGAUACUACUGCCGCCGUCGAUAUUUCGAAGAUCGAAUCGUGA
This is a messenger RNA of Aspergillus niger, 1065 nucleotides long. RefSeq lists its product as uncharacterized. The transcript has 2 exons. Gene Ontology annotation, molecular function: tRNA (cytidine-N3)-methyltransferase activity. The record is from RefSeq and is a predicted model, not a curated record. Bases 1 to 1065 code for a protein of 354 amino acids. NCBI's taxonomy places the organism in Eukaryota, Fungi, Ascomycota, Eurotiomycetes, Eurotiales, Aspergillaceae.